AUGUCUUCCAACAUUCCUACCAACGAGCAGAAUGCUGUUGUCGCCGACGGAAGCGACGAUGAUUCUGUCUCGUCCAUGGCCUCGCAGGUUGCUCACCUGAACCUCGAGAGCUCCUCUCCCCCGCCUCUCCUGUCGAGCCAGGUUUCUGAUGAUGAGGGUGACGUUACCAUUACCAAGGACGUUUACGGAGAGGAUUACCCAGAUGAGGAGGGCCAAAUCCCAUUCCUUGACAAGGACGGUGAGCCAGUCGACGAGGCCACACCUCCGGAGGACUUUGGCUCCUGGCCAGAGUACCUGCUGUUCUGCAAGCAGGGGCCAAAGCUGAAGAUCAGGCUGGCGGUGGUCAGGGACGGGGAAGCAGUUGGCUUCCGAAAAGUCAACUACCCGAAGAAGAUGCUGCUCGACCACUCCGAGUACUUCCGUGGUCUCCUGCGCAACGCGGGAGCGAUGGCCGAGUCGGAGAACGGAUACGUCGACUUGGACGAUGUCGACAUGGUCAGCUUCGAGAGGGUCUUCAUGAUUCUCUCCUCUGGGCACCCCGGUGCGUACAACAACAUCGGACCAACCUUCAGGACCCUUUCGGACCUCCUGGACGCGGCAAUCCUCUGCGACCGCCUCAUGAUGAGGCAGAUCGAGGCCUGGGUCAAGAAAAUGAUGACCGACUACAUCCGAGACAUGUCGGGCUGGUCGAUCCAAUACCAGCGCGAGGUGGUCGCGCACCCGAACGCUGGGCUCCUCGCCCAGCACAAGGAGAGGGUGAUCGACGUGUCCGACGCGUGGGAGAGGACGAUGGCCAUGAGGGCCGACAACAUAGGCCUGCCACUCCAGCCGCGGCACUAUGUGAACUUCCUCAUCACCUCGUGCCCCAAAUUCCUGCUAUCGCAGGUGGUCCACGAAUUCCCGCCGGCACUGACCACGGAGGUCCUGACACAGAUGUUGAUGCUGCCCUAG
This is a messenger RNA of Diaporthe batatas, 951 nucleotides long. RefSeq lists its product as uncharacterized. The record is from RefSeq and is a predicted model, not a curated record. The transcript has 3 exons. NCBI's taxonomy places the organism in Eukaryota, Fungi, Ascomycota, Sordariomycetes, Diaporthales, Diaporthaceae. Bases 1 to 951 code for a protein of 316 amino acids.